GGCCAAGAGCGAGGCCCCCGCAGCCGCCGGCGCCACCGCCUGAGUCGCCUCCAGGUGGCUGUUGUCGGUCCCGGGCCGCUCAGGCAGCUCGGAAGCCACUCUGUUUUGGGGUCCUCGCCGCCCUUCCACGUCUCCCGGAAGAGGAGCGGGGCCGCGGCCGGGCCGGGACCAGGUUUCGUCUGCCUGGCCCUCUAGCCGCCGGCUGCCGAGGUGGGGGGCGGCCCUGGCGGGCGACGAGGCCGCGGUGCAGCCGCUCCGGAGUCCUCAGGUUCACCAAUAGGAUUAUUCUGCUACCAUCAUGUCCUGGUUUGCUGAUCUUGCUGGGAAGGCAGAAGAUCUUUUAAAUCGAGUUGAUCAAGGGGCUGCAACAGCUCUCAGUAGAAAAGAGAACACUGGCAAUAUCACAUAUAACAAAAAUGCUGACUAUCCUGAACUUCAGCAAAAUACAGAUUUGACUUAUCAGACUGGAUCUAAAGCUGCUUAUAUUUCCUCAGCAGCUGAUAACAUUAGAAAUCAGAAAGCCACUCUCUUAGCUGGCACAGCAAAUGUGAAAGUAGGAUCUAGGACAUCAGUGGAGACCUCUCAUUCUGUUGAAAACACAUCUGUUCCUAGGCCUUCAUCCCAGUUUGUUCGAAGAAAAAAGUCAGAACCUGAUGAUGAGCUGCUGUUUGACUUUCUUAAUAGUUCACAGAAGGAGCCUACCGGGAGGGUGGAAAUCAAAAAAGAAAGGAGCAAGACACCUGUCCUUCAGAGUUCUCGGACAGCAAGUGUCGGUUCUGUGAACACCAGCGUGACCACCGUCAAAACCGUUGAGGAAAAUCCUUCUAGGAGCCAAGGCGAUGAAACCUCUAAUAAUUCAGAUUCUGGCCAUGAAGUUCAAGAGGAUUCUUCAAAGGAAAAUGUAUCAUCAAGUGCUGCCUGCACUGACCACAAUCCAGCACCUACUCCUGACGGCAAAUCACAUGAACUGUCUAAUCUUCGGUUGGAGAACCAACUGUUGAGGAAUGAGGUUCAGUCUUUAAAUCAAGAAAUGGCCUCAUUACUUCAAAGAUCCAAGGAAACUCAAGAAGAAUUAAACAAAGCAAGAGCAAGGGUUGAAAAGUGGAAUGUUGACCACUCAAAGAGUGAUCGAAUAACUCGAGAACUUCGAGCCCAGGUCGACGAUCUGACUGAAGCAGUGGCCGCAAAGGACUCGCAGCUGGGUGUGCUGAAAGUGAGGCUGCAGGAAGCCGACCAGCUACUGAGCUCCCGCACAGAAGCCCUGGAAGCCUUACAGAGCGAAAAAUCGAGAAUAAUGCAGGAUCACAGCGAAGGUAGUAGCCUGCAGAACCAAGCUCUGCAAACCCUUCAGGAGAGACUGCAUGAAGCGGACGCCGCCCGGAAGAGAGAGCAGGAGAGCUGUAAACAGAUGCAGAACGAGUUUGCUGCACGCCUUAAUGACAUGGAAGCGGAACGGCAGAAUUUGGCAGAAGCGGUUACUCUGGCCGAACGAAAAUACUCGGACGAGAAGAAGAGAGUUGACGAGCUGCAGCAACAAGUCAAAGUGUUUAAGUCCAACUUGGAGUCCUCUAAGCAGGAACUCAUCGACUACAAGCAAAAAGCUACUAGAAUACUCCAAUCUAAAGAAAAAUUGAUUAACAGCUUGAAGGAAGGCUCUGGCUUUGAAGGCCUCGAUAGCAGUACUGUGCACAGUGUGGAGCUGGAAGAACUUCGCCAUGAAAAGGAGCUGCAAAAGGAGGAGAUACAGAAGCUGAUGGGCCACAUCCAUCAGCUGAGGUCCGAACUACAGGAUAUGGAGGCUCAGCAGGUUAGUGAAGCAGAAUCAGCAAGAGAACAGUUACGAGAUCUGCAGGACCAAAUAGCUGGACAAAAAGCAUCUAAACAAGAGCUGGAGGCAGAAUUGGAGCGACAGAAGCAGGAAUUCCACUACAUAGAAGAAGAUCUGUAUCGAACAAAGAACACAUUGCAAAGCAGGAUUAAGGAUCGGGAAGAAGAAAUUCAAAAACUUAGGAAUCAGCUUACUAAUAAAACUUUAAGCAACAGCAGUCAGUCCGAGUUAGAAAACCGGCUCCAUCAGCUAACAGAGACUCUCAUCCAGAAGCAGACCAUGCUGGAGAGUCUCAGCACGGAGAAGAACUCUCUGGUCUUUCAGCUGGAGCGCCUUGAGCAGCAGGUGAACUCUGCCAGCGGAAGUAGCAAUAACGGGUCUUCCAUUAAUAUGUCUGGAGUUGACAAUGGCGAAGGCACACGGCUGCGAAACGUUCCUGUUCUUUUUAAUGAUACAGAAACUAAUCUGGCAGGAAUGUAUGGAAAAGUCCGAAAAGCUGCUAGUUCAAUUGACCAGUUUAGCAUCCGCCUGGGAAUUUUUCUCCGAAGAUACCCCAUAGCACGAGUUUUUGUAAUUAUAUAUAUGGCUUUGCUUCACCUCUGGGUCAUGAUCGUUCUGUUGACGUACACACCAGAAAUGCACCGUGACCAGCCGCAUGGCAAAUGAACUGAACCCAGUUGUUUUGGUGACUGGUCGUCUGUUUUCAGACUUGGGAUCUGCAGAAGGACCAGUGGCCUAAAAUUGCGGAGAACGGGGUGCAAGUUCAUCUCAUCACUACAAGCUUUGAACUCGUUCACUUAUUAUACAAGUGCUCUGCUGCCUAAGUCCUCCCCCCAUUUCUUUCAAAUGGUAAGAGUUUCUGAAACUGACAGUAACGUAACAAGCUCAGCUCUGCUUUCUCUGAAAUCCAAGAUUCAGUGUGUGUGUGUGUGUGUGUGUGUGCGCGCGCGCGCACACGCACGCACACAGAUGUGCUGGGCUCAUUCACCCCUGUACAGGCCAGCCUAUAUUUUAGGUGACACGCAUUAUGGGUUAUAAUCAGGGAAACUAAUUGUAUUUACUGAUAGAAAUAAAACGUUUUCUUUUUGAUAA
Molecule: messenger RNA, 2920 nt
Organism: Panthera uncia (snow leopard)
Lineage: Eukaryota; Metazoa; Chordata; Mammalia; Carnivora; Felidae
Gene: GOLGA5
Product: golgin A5
Exons: 13
Coding region: 299-2494 (731 amino acids)
Biological process (GO): Golgi organization; retrograde transport, vesicle recycling within Golgi
Cellular component (GO): Golgi membrane; Golgi cisterna
Source: RefSeq, a predicted model, not a curated record